ACCUUCCAAGCGUAGCCAUGGCCACAGGCGUGACGGUGUGCGUGACCGGCGCCGCCGGGUACUGCGCCUCGUGGCUCGUCAAGCUCCUCCUCUCCCGCGGCUACGCCGUUCACGGCACCGUUCGGGACCUGCGUGAUGAGAAGACUGCCCAUCUAAGGCGCUUAGAUAAUGCUGAUAGCAACCUAAAGCUUUUCAAGGCUGAUCUCCUUGACUACGAUGCAAUGGCGACUGCCAUUUCGGGAUGCCAUCGAGUUUUCCAUGUCGCUACCCCCGUUCCUUCAGAAGAGAUAACUGAUCCAGAGUUACAAAUGUUGGGCCCUGCUGUUACUGGCACCACGAAUGUGCUCAAGGCGGCGUCUGCCGCAAAUUCCAAGAGAGUGGUCGUCGUCUCAUCCAUGGUCGCCGUCGAGAUCAACCCGAAAGACUGGCCCCAAGGUAAAAUCAGAGAUGAGAACUGCUGGUCAAACAUAGAAUUUUGCAGGAGCAAUGAGAGCUGGUACCCUGUUGCCAAGAUCGCAUCUGAAGCGGCGGCUCUGGAGUACGGGCGCAAAACCGGGCUCGACGUGCUCACGCUUAACCCUGCGCUGGUGUUUGGUCCCCUGCUCCAGCCGACUGUCAACGCGAGCAGCCAGUUCCUCAUCUACUUCCUGAAAGGAGGCCCUGAUCAGGUGAGCGACAAGCUCUGGCACAUCGUGGACGUCCGCGACGUCGCCGACGCCCUGCUCCUGCUCUACGAGACGCCGGGAGCCGCCGGCCGGCACAUCUGCGCGCCACACUUCAUCACCGCCCGGGAACUGUUGCGCUUGCUCAAGGGCAUGUACCCUGGGUACCCCUACAUAGCCGAGGAGAGCAUAUAUGACAUGGAUCACCCAGCUCCGAUGACCUCCGAAAAGCUGGAGAAGCUAGGGUGGAGCUACCGGCCGCUGAAGGACACGAUAGCUGACACCGUCGAGUUCUGCCGGGAGGCCGGGUUUCUUGAGGACGUGGAUGGUGAUGAUGCGCCGUGCCGCUUUCCCCCUCUUUUCAACAAAAUCUAGCGUCAAGAAAGGAUUUAAAGCGUGGGCCAGCAUAUAGUGUUGCUACUCUAUUAUUGAUACCUUUGCGUGUGUAUUUGGUGUGACACUGAAAUGUUUGACGGAACAACAUUUAAGAUCCGCAACAAUAAGGUGAACA
Molecule: messenger RNA, 1173 nt
Organism: Hordeum vulgare subsp. vulgare (domesticated barley)
Lineage: Eukaryota; Viridiplantae; Streptophyta; Magnoliopsida; Poales; Poaceae
Product: cinnamoyl-CoA reductase 1-like
Exons: 6
Coding region: 18-1037 (339 amino acids)
Molecular function (GO): oxidoreductase activity, acting on the CH-OH group of donors, NAD or NADP as acceptor
Source: RefSeq, a predicted model, not a curated record